UAAUCUGAUGUGUGUGCACGUGUACCCACGCCGCCGUUCAGCACGUGCUCCUGUGUUUUGGCAGAACGCACUUCCUUAGCAACGUGUAUCUGAACCAGGAAGUACUUUCGCUGUUCUAGCUAACUGGCAAUGGAUAGCACAAAUGAGGUGUGCUGUCAAAAUGACUUUCCUACCAGGGUCUGAUAGGCCAUGACAGGCUUGUCAAGGUAUGCAGGGGUUAUGGAAAAUCUAAUGAAUUCUGCUGAAGAGCAGCAGCCCUCUUCUCCCCAGGCCAAUUCAUGGUCCAAUCAACAGGACUCAGUAUCAAGCAAAAAUCAAAACCCCAAAAGUGUCGGUGGGUUUGUUCUAGUGCAUGCAGGAGCAGGAUAUCAUUCUGAAUCUAAAGCCAAGGAGUACAAGCAUGUUUGCAAAAGAGCUUGCCAGCGAGCUGUGGACAGACUCAAGGCCGGUGCCUUCGCAGUGGAGGCAGUGGCUGCAGCGCUGGUUGAGCUUGAGGACUCUCCUUUUACGAAUGCGGGGAUGGGCUCCAACUUGAAUUUGUCGGGGGAGAUUGAGUGUGACGCAAGUAUCAUGGAUGGAAAGUCGCUGCACUAUGGAGCCGUAGGCGCCAUUAGUGGUAUAAAGAACCCAGUCUUAGUUGCAAACCGUCUACUUAACGAAGCGCAGAAAGGGAAGCUCUCUGCUGGCAGAAUACCCCCAUGCUUUUUAGUGGGGCAAGGAGCACAUGACUGGGCUGUGACCCAUGGAAUACCACCGUGUCCCUCUGAGAAGAUGGCCACCAAGUUCAGUUUAUCAGCGUACAAGAGGAACAAGCGCAAGAUGGAACUGGCAGAAAAAAUGGACACAGGACAUAAUCAGACAAAGAAAAGACGACAAUCAAGUGAAAAUGAAAAUGGCUCAGGGUGCCUGGACACAGUGGGAGCCAUUGUGGUAGACCAGGAGGGGAACGUGGCUGCAGCAGUGUCCAGUGGUGGCCUUGCCAUGAAACACCCCGGCAGGGUUGGCCAGGCGGCUCAUUAUGGAUGUGGCUGCUGGGCUGAAAAUGCCUGUAAUAUGAACCCUUACUCUACAGCAGUGAGUACCUCAGGCUGUGGAGAGCAUCUGAUUCGCACCAUGCUGGCACGGGAAUGCUCUGCUGCCAUGCAGUCUGAAGAUGCCCACCAAGCACUGCUGGAGGCUAUGCAACACAAGUUCAUCAGCUCACCCUUUCUGGCCAGUGAGGAUCGUGUUUUGGGUGGGGUAAUUGUCUUACGCUGCUGCAGAUGUGUGGAGGCUCAGCCAUCUCAAGAUAUCCAGGGAGCACUGGUGGAGUUCCUAUGGAGUCACACCACAGAGAGCAUGUGUGUUGGCUACAUGUCUGCCCAAGAUAGCAAAGCCAAGACUCACAUAUCCAGACUACCACCAGGGGCUGUUCCUGGGCAGUCGCUGGCCAUUGAGGGAGGUGUGUGUCGACUGAUGAGCAUAGUGGAGUGAGCCGCACCCGCCCUGUCUGCUGGCUUCUCCUGCGCUACUCCAAUGCAAACCCUUAGCACUCACCUGUAACAUGAACACACACACACACACACACACACACACACACACACACAACAAAACACACACACACAUACACUAACACUCACCACUCAGCCCACACUCCCUGCCGCCCUUGCAAGGCCAGAAGUAACAAGCUUUAGCUGUUUUAACAGGUGUCCAGGAAGGAGGGAUUGUUGUGAGCUUCUGCUUAGUGCACUUACCAGGUCCUCCUUGUGCCACUGUCUGCCUCCAGCAUGCACUCUAUGCCAACCUGUCCCCCCACACCCCACAAGCUUUCCAGUCUCACCUGGAUUUAGACUUGAUGCACCAUUGCCUUGAUGCACCAUUUUUUUUUUCUCUUACACUUUUCCAGUUAAAAGCGCCGUCCUUACGAUUGUAUAUAAGCUAUGAUUUUAGGAAAACAGGGUGGAUAUCCAUGUUCUUUUGUACUGCUUAACAGAUGUGGCUAUUUUCAAACUUCUAAGAACUUUAAAUGCAAGACUGUUUAUUUUGUCGUUCAAAUACUUUUCGAGUUAAAAAAGGAUGUCAGAAUGCACCUUGUGGAAUGCCUGCCACCCCAGACAGUUGUAGUAGUUGUGAAUGAGGCAUUUAUAGCAGUGAGAGCUGACCAAUGAUGAUAACAGCAAUUAAAGUUACACGUGACCCACUUUCAUGAAUUUGUAAACAAAAAUUGUCAUGAAACCAACCGUAUAUUUAAUGUAGCAUUAUGUGUUUUAGAUCAUAGUGAAUUUUAUAACCAUCACAGCCUUAGAAUUCUACUGCUUUGCUAAAUUUGUUUUAAAAUGUGAAUACAAAGUUAUUAUAAUGAGAACUGCAUGUACAAAACAAGAGCUUAAGCCACUCUCUGUUCUCUGCCAGGUGUAGGGUCGAUCAUUGAAGCAGGAAGCUAUGCACUUCCAGUGUGAUGCUGAAACUAAAGUGCUCAGGUAGCAGUACUUGACCCCUUCACCAAACAUGACUGUUAGUCACCCUUUGAAAAUACAGUUUAUAUUUGUAUAGUCACAUUGACAGAGACAUGUAUUUUCUUGUUAAGAGAGGAAGAGAAUUGAUACAAACUAAUUUAUGCAUUUGUAAAGCCCAUGAAAUGGUGCUGUUGAGUAUUGUAUUUGAAAGGAAUAAGGGUCUAAAUUGAUACUUCUGUUGGGAUUAUUGUUUGUUUGUUUAUAUGUUUUUUGCUGUUUCACUCAGUUAGUGAUAAGAAGAAUUAAGAAUUUCAGUCUCAACAAUACUAUAAUACAGCUCAUUGUAUCUUUACUUGAAAUUGUAUUUAAUAUAAAAAUGGUAUAAGCUAUUGACAUAGUAAUAUGUGCACAGCUCUCUACAGUGCUCAAAAGCAAAUAAAGUCUAUGUUGCUGAUA
Messenger RNA from Myripristis murdjan (pinecone soldierfish), 2891 nucleotides. RefSeq names its product taspase, threonine aspartase, 1 (gene tasp1). Gene Ontology annotation, cellular component: cytoplasm. Gene Ontology annotation, molecular function: threonine-type endopeptidase activity. The coding region runs from base 190 to 1473 and encodes 427 amino acids. Gene Ontology annotation, biological process: protein maturation. Lineage: Eukaryota; Metazoa; Chordata; Actinopteri; Holocentriformes; Holocentridae. The record is from RefSeq and is a predicted model, not a curated record. The transcript is spliced from 14 exons.